Messenger RNA from Aspergillus japonicus CBS 114.51, 2976 nucleotides. Its product is annotated as ankyrin repeat domain-containing protein. The record is from RefSeq and is a predicted model, not a curated record. Gene Ontology annotation, molecular function: protein binding. The annotation marks the transcript as partial. The transcript has 4 exons. NCBI's taxonomy places the organism in Eukaryota, Fungi, Ascomycota, Eurotiomycetes, Eurotiales, Aspergillaceae.
GAGUCCCUGACAAAGGCCUUGACCAGUUUCAAGCAGGUCCUAACAACCGAGCAACUCAAACAAUUUGAAAACAGCACGACAGUCCCUGAUGCGGGGAGUGUCCUGUUUUUUGUCGCCCAGCUUGAUGCUUUGAACGCGAGCAAGACCAGGCGAAGCAUCGCCCCUCGACUAUGUACCUUCCUGACCGCAACGCAGCAGUUUGCGGGGGCUGUGGAAACAUUCGUCAGCUCCCAUCCGGAGACGGCGGCCUUGAUUUGGGGUGGAAUCAAAACCGCCAUAACCGUAGCCAGCAAUGUUGCCUCUUAUUUCGACAAGGUCACCAACAUGAUCAAGGACAUCGGUCUUACCUGCCCCACCAUUCAAGAGUUUGGCCAGCUUUACCAUGGGCAUGUCGGGCUUCAGCGUUCAUUGUGUGACUACUAUGCCGUGAUAAUUGAGCUAUGCAGCAAGGUUAUUGAGGUGUCUCGCCGACCAUCAGCCAUUCACAUUUUCAUCUCGAUUCGGAAUCCAUUUGAGUCCGAAUUCAAACCGUGGCUGGAGCAACUGGCUUCAUCCAAGGACCAAGUGAUGUUGCAGAUUUCUCUUGCCUCAGAAAUGGCUGCCCACGAGGCCAAGAUGUUGUUAGAGUAUGAGAGCAAGGAAAACUCCUCGCAUAGAGCCUUUACUCUGAAAUUUUUCAAGUAUUCAGCACACCACCAAGAAGAGGCGAGGCAGUGGCAGAUCAACCAGACAAAGAGAGAAAAGGCGGCCUUGAAGAUCAAAACCCAACAGAAUCUGUCCCCCGUCGACCACAUUCCACCUUGGAAACGAGUUCUAAAGCAGCGAGUCCAAUCAACCGCCGAGUGGUUACUGCAUGACGACGCAUUCCUUAAAUGGAAGGCUAGUCCAGAGUCAUCAAUCCUUUGGUGCUCUGGGACGAUGGGCAUGGGGAAGACUCUCCUGAUGUCUAAUGUGGUCUCUUUUCUACAUUCGGCACGACGUGAAAAUGAUUCUGUUGCACAUUUCUUCUGUCAAGCAGACAAUCAGCCAUCUCUUUCGGCGCGAAAUAUCGUCGGCAGCAUUUGUCGCCAGCUGCUUGAUUCGUUGAUAGAGGGGAGCAGUCACGAAGAUCUGCUCUCGAUUGAGCACGAUUGUGAAGGUUUGGACACGAAUGAAACCGUGCAAUUCCUCCUUUCGAAAAUGGCCAAGGAGCGGGCGUACUAUAUCGUUCUUGAUGGGGUAGACGAGUGUGACACGGCUCAGAUUCGCGAGAUGGCUCGGGCUUUGGAGAUGCUCUCUCAAGGAAAGGCCGGGAUGUUGAAGAUCAUUUGCGCGGGUCGCCCGGGCCUUGAGAUGGAUCUGUUCAAGUGGGGCCGGCCACAGUAUCGCGUUCUGAUUGAUCAAGGGAAGCUCAACCUCGAUAUGGAUCGAUACAUUGCUGCAACCCUAUAUGAUUGCCUGGAGGAGGGGGAGCUGGUCCUCCAAGAUGAGGAAAUCAUCACAACGAUCGUGAAAACUCUACGGCAGGGCUCCCAGGGAAUGUUUCUCUGGGCUGGUCUAUGCAUCAGAGACCUAUGUGAAAAAAACUGCGAUGAAGACAUACUUGAAGCGUUGAAAUGCCUUCCACGUGGCUUGGCUGAGCUUUUUGAUUCAAAGCUUCAUCGAAUCCAGCAUGGAAAGGAUUCUCACCAUGCAAUGGACUUGCUCCAAUACUGCGGUGUGGUGAAGCGCCCAUUGACCAUUGAAGAAUACCGGGAAGCUUUAAGCAUCUCCCUCGGCGAUAAGUCUCUGAACACGAAGCGGCUACCCAACGAUAUGAAUCGGAUUGUCCGUGGAUGUUUCGGUUUGACAUUCAUUGAUGACGAAGAGCAUACAAUUCAUUACACUCAUCAUAGUGUCAAGGAACAUCUCUUCCACACUAAGAACAAGGAUCCCGCAAAUCUUGACGCCAAAGAAGUCAAUGAGCACUUCGGCUUUUUGUGCAUGACAUACCUAAAUUUCACCAAUCUCAGUCGUCAGUUAGUGAAGGCUGAGAAAGAACUCAUGAUCGAUCCUCUCUUUCUUGGCGCACUUUCUCUUUCCAGUAAAAAUAGAUGGAUAUCGGGGGUGCAGUCAUCCUGGAAGAGGCGGUCACCACGCAUCAACAUUCGAACAGCUCUAGAUUCGCUGGGAGAUCCUAAGUAUCAUAGAUCCUCUUCAACAGACGCGAUGCAAAAUGCCGCCUUUCUUUCUUAUGUCAGAGACUAUUGGUUCUUCCACAUGAAUGACAUUAAGCCAUAUGACCACUCAAUGUGGACUCUUUUCUGCAAAUGCAUAGAAGAUAGGUCUCUACCUUUCAGCCGACCUUGGGACCUGGCAUUACCAGAGCUACAAUGGCUACAAUGGGCGGUGAAGCACAAUCACUAUGCCUUAUUCCGAUACUUGAUUGGCAUGAGAAAUCUCACGAUGUCAAUAAAGGAAUUCUCAUCGUUCCCAGACAUACUGGUUGAAACCAGUCAUCCAUGGCUAGAAAUUCUUAUUGAUGUCCCGCAAGGCGAAACAGCUCUUUGUAUAGCCAUAUCGACGCACUCAAAUGCAAGCGGGAUAGACGAGAUUGCAACUGUCGCUGAUGAGAUCACUAAUUUGAAGUCUCUAUCAAAAUUGGGCAGAUAUCUCGCCGACCUUGCGGAGUCAGGCCAAUGGUCUGUCGUCAAAUUAUUGGUCAAGAGUGGGGUCAAUGUCAAUAUUUGCGGAGAAGACUCUAGCAAAACAGCCCUCCAUUGGGCGGCUCAAAAGAACAAAAAGGAUAUAGUCGUACUACUGAUAGAACACGGAAGCGACCCGAAUACACUUGAUCUUUUCGGUCAAACAGCCUUGCAUUAUGCUGCGGAAAGAGGAUUGGACGGCAUAACAGCAACUCUGUUGAAGGUAGCCGAUGCUUCUAUUGUCGAUACCAAGAAAAGAACAGCCCUGCGAUGCGCGAGAGAUAAUGGCCACGCCCCCACUGUGAAGAUGCUC